UCUAGAUUCAUCAUGUGGGGAAGGAAGAAGAAGGCAGAGCCCAAGAAGUCUGAAACUAAGAAGAGAGCACCAGCCAAGAAGGCGACAGGUACAAGGAAGACCAAACCACCCGCCAAGGCUAAAUUUAAGGUUAAAGAAGAGAUCAAACAUGACUCAGAGACCAUUUUUAAGGUCUAUGCAACCGACCAGGAGAUGGGAAGGCCUAUUAUUGGAAGUGAAGGGAUUCAGAACCUGGCGUCUGAUCUGAAGCUUGAUAUCGCAUCCAGUGCUGAGCUCAUUGUAUUCAUGUGGCAUUGUGAGUGAGAAGAGUAUGGUCAAAUUAGCAAGAGUGAAUUCCAAAAAGGUUGUGACAAAUUAGGAGUCAAAGAUUUCUCGCAUUUCAAAUAAAAGUGUUCCUAAGAAGCUAUCAGCCACCCUUGCAAUGCAAGACACUCCUAAGGAAUUCAGACCAUUCUACAAGUUUGCAUUCACAUUCCAUCGUACGGACGGGAAGAAUGUUCCAGUAGAGACAUGCCAAGUUCUCUUUGGAUUAAUAUUUUCCGACAAAUAUCCAAUAUUGAAAACAUUCUUCAAAUUCCUUGCUGAAAAAGAAGUGACGCACCUUACCUUGGAUCAGUGGGAUUCAACUUAUGACUUGAUUAGGGAGAAUCCAGAGAACCUUGACAAUUACGAUGAAUACGCAGCAUGGCCAACUCUAAUGGAUGAUUUUUAUCAGUGGUAUGGAGAAAAUAAAUAA
This is a messenger RNA of Moneuplotes crassus, 736 nucleotides long. The record is from the annotation of a GenBank genome assembly. Lineage: Eukaryota; Ciliophora; Spirotrichea; Euplotida; Euplotidae.